Molecule: messenger RNA, 885 nt
Organism: Daphnia pulicaria
Lineage: Eukaryota; Metazoa; Arthropoda; Branchiopoda; Diplostraca; Daphniidae
Product: THUMP domain-containing protein 1-like
Exons: 5
Coding region: 96-869 (257 amino acids)
Biological process (GO): tRNA modification
Molecular function (GO): RNA binding
Source: RefSeq, a predicted model, not a curated record
UCCGUCUGCUGCAUUCGAGCAAAUUCGAGUUUCAUAUUUAACACGCGCACUUGAGCAAGUUAGCAAUUAGCAUCCUUUAACAUUAGCAUUUAACGAUGUCUGAAUCCGGAAACAAACGCAAAGCCAAAGACAAGGCAUAUUAUAUCAAAUCUGCAAAGCAGGCUAGGAAAUCCUCCAAUGAAUUAGGGCCUGGACAGAAAGGUUUCCUAUGUACUUCAAACAGAGAAAAAGAAAGUGUCAGAGAAGCCUACAAUAUUUUGAAUGAGUAUGCUGAUAUCAUUUAUGGUAGUGAAAAACCAAAGGAGGAGCCUGAAUUGUCAGAGGUUAAAAAAGAAGAAAUUGAAGAUGAGUUGUCUAAAGAAAUGGAGGAAUUAAAAAAGAAGCAAGCUGCACCUGUUUCUGAAAGAAGAUUCCAGUGUGUUAUGACUAACAUUAAAGGAUGCAUUUUUAUUCGCUCAACAGUUGGAAAUCCUUCAGCAGUUGUAGAUGCAAUAAUCAAUGAUAUUGAAAAGAAAAAGCAGCAAACUACAAAAUUUCUGUUACGUAUGCUUCCAAUUCAACUGACUUGCAAGUCUGUGAAGGAAGAUAUCUUGAAAGCAGCUGAGACUCUCAUUGACCAAAUGGCUGAUUACAAAACAUUUUCUCUCCUCAUCAAGAUAAGAAAUCACAAUAUCAAACGAGAUGCCCUAAUAGAACCAAUCGCGGAAAUGGUUUCGAAGAAGUUUCCUGAAAUUAAAGUUGAUCUCGACAACCCAGAAAUAAGUAUGGUCGUUGAGGUGCUAAGAGCAACAUGCUGUUUGGGUGUAGUUACAAAUUAUUCAGGACGAGCCAAGUACAAUCUUGUUGAAAUUGCUCAGAAGGCCAAAUAAAAAUCUUUGACUGCAA